AUGCUAUUGGCCCUCCUCUUCGGCUCCGAGUUGCGCGCCGCCCGGGCCCACGGCGAAUUCUUUGAAAGGGCCAUAGCCAGCCUGGGCUCAGACAGGAACAGUGUCCUCGGCCGCAGCCGGGCUACCGCCAUCCCGUUUCCCGGCCCAGACCCGCUUGUUUGCGGAGCCUUCCGAGCGAUCCUGCAGGGGGAUCACGCUGGCGUUGAGAUAACGACAGCCGCCCAUGAGGGGCUUCUGGAAAAAUGGGGCCCGUUGAGCAAGGAGCGCAGACUCGUUGCGGGCCGGCCACUUCCUCUCACUGACUGCGCCGAGGCCCUUGUCAUAGACGAUUUUUUCGCCGUCAGCCUACUUGACUCAGCCCCCCUGGCUGGCCUCGAUGAGGCUUCUCUUUCCGAGAUCCUCCGAUCCAGCGCGGCAUCGCAAUGCAUCGCUCGAGCAAAGGUCGAGCUUGCAGAGAAAGGGGCCGCCUUGUCGGGGCCCCGGAGGAGGUUGGCCCUGUCUUACGUCACCUUGAAGAGCGCCGCUCUUCCCGCCAUUUCCGAGGAAAGCUGCCUGCUCUCCCUCCUGGCUGCCUGUGCUCCUCUCCUCGCCUCGAACAUAGCCGUGCCCUACGAUGACUUCGCGUACUGUGCAUCAUGGGUCUUCGUGCGGGCCCUCGAGUCUCCCUUGACUCCAGCGAGGUGGAAUCCCCCGGACGAUCCAACGCGCGACGUCCCGCUUCGCAGCCCCUCUGGUGUUGACCUUAGUGCUGGCCUUUCCCGCGAGGAGCUCAGAGCCCUCAGCAGCCUUAGGGACCUCUCCAAGCCUCGGGCAAACUGGGUUCGACUUGCCCUCGCCCUCUUUACAGUCGCUUUUGACCAUCCCUCGGGCCUUGUCCUCGCCCUUGGGAACUUCCCUUCAGGCUCUAGGUUUGCGGCUUUGCCUGAAGUUUCUCCUUACGUGCCGCUUUCCCACCGGAACUUCGAUUCGACUCUUGGUUUUCCUGGUGAAGGCCCGCCUCUUCGCUUGGCCGCCUGUUUUCUCCUUGUGUGGAUUUGCUCCGGGACGCUCAUUCCCCGGAACCUUGAUGACUUCCGCCGCCUUGACCGUCGCCUUCGUCCUCUCCCUCCGGGCCGUCCGGUUCUUGCCGCCACCUCCUCUAGGAGGGUCGUUCUCCUUUCAGGGUUCUCGCAAUGGCUCUCCGAGAUGCUGGGACGGUCUCUGGACGAUGUUUUAGGAGACAAGCCUUUUGACACUGAAGGGUUCGUUGAGGUCCUCGUCCUCUACGGCAGGGACCUCUACAACAGCGGUCGGCCCUACUGGCACUUUUCUGAGACGAUAAAUGGCCUGACUGCUAAGAAGCCUGCGAUCCGGAGAUCCUGCCAAGCUGCAUGGGACCUCGCCUUUACUUGGCUUUCUGAAGAGCCGUCAUCGCACCACAUUGCAAUGCCCCCUCUCAUAUUGAUGGCUAUUCUUACGACGUGCCUCGCUUGGGGCUGGACCCGGGAGGCUGGAUCUCUGAAGCAAGCAUGCCGAGGAAAUCUGGUGUUUCCGGCCGAUGCCCUCUUCAUGCAGUCAUUUAUCCUGGUGCGCAUUGCUCAGCCAAAGACCCGAGGCAGGGCUGCGAAGCACCAGGCUGCGAAGCUGGAACCCAGUGACCUCGUCUCCGUUGUGGCCCUGGCUUUCUUAAAGUUGCCGAAGUCCUCCAGGCUUUGGCCUUUUACCAACCAGACACUUCGAAGGAUUCAGAACUGGUUCGACGCCGUGGCAGAUGGGCUUCGCAUAAGGAACUCUGGCCCAGGCCGUUUCGUGGGCGAACAGCAAUAUCCCCAGCAGGUGCUGGUUCUACCUUUGGCCAUAGGCGGCACCCUGAGCCUUGACGAUUUCGGCGCGAUGGUUGGGGACCGCCUCAGCGAGGAAGAGGUCCAGACGAUCUUCAACCAGCUAUCUGGCGGAGGGGCUGAGGCUUCGGUGGAUGCCUUGUUGAACCUCACGUCGGAUGAGAGGAGUAUUCUGGCGACAGACUUCCUGCAACGCUUCGAGAUGCUCGAGACUCUGAAGUACCCCGUGCUGGUCUCGAACAUCCAGAGGACCCACCAGUUGGUCCGUUACUUGAGCCGGUACACGAACCAGAACGUCGUCAUCGCGGCUGCACUGCUGCAAGUGCUGGCACUAGCAGCUUUGGAGCUCUCAUGGCUUCGGGCCCGGUGUCCGGAUAUCGUAGAGCCAUUAGUUGGUAGCGCGGAGCUGGUUCGGUCCAGCAAGACAUCCCAUGGAAACACGGGACGAGAUCUUCAAGAGAUGCUUCGAGACACCGGUCACCAACGGCUUUUGGCAACCAACAGCGCCAAUGUCGAACUUCGGACCACAAACUCCGUGGAGCUUCGCCACUUUCGGUCCAGCAGGACCAACGGCAACAGAGACAACAGCUCGACAAUGGAGGCCAGACCAGGGCUCAAUGAACGGCCCAGGAGUGGCAGCUACUAUGUCACCAAGCUUCGCGUCGACGCCUCCAUUAUCGGUCCCUACAAGUUUCGCGACAGGGAUGCCUACAAGCUUCGUGCCGAAUAUGUCUCCGAGCUUCGCGUCGGAUACACCAUUAAGCUUCGCGCCGACGACUUCUAUGCCUUUCGCGUCGGCUACCUCGUCCAAUGGGUAUCCAACUGCAAGCUCCGGAAAAGGACAACUCCAGUCUUCCAGGACGCCACCGGAGCGGCGACGUCACUGGAUCCGUGCAGUGGCAAUAACCAGACAGCCUUUCCUCAGGUUCAAAGUGCUUUCGAGGUUCUGGGCCUGAAGAAGCCGGAGGAGAUGCGGAACAAUCCCGACCAGGCCGAGAGAUUCAUCGCAGCUUUGUCAGGUGAGAAAAGGAGCAUCCCGACGUGGUCUGGACAACCGGGAAGUCUACGCACAUGGCUGAAGCUUUUGGCACAUUGGGAGAGCGAAACAACUACUCCCAAACAUAAGUGGGGAAUUCGUCUCUACCAAUCCUUUGCUGAGUCAUCGGAACCCCGCAAGAUAGCAGAUCAAGUGGACCUGGCCAAUGUCCUCAGCGAAAAGGGGUACAGCAUGAUUCUCACGGCCAUCGUUCAGAAAUACAAACCCUUCCUUGAUGUUGCGGCUCCGGCUGCUAUAGAUCAUUUUCUGUUUGCAGGAGAACGACAGCGCGGUCAGGCGUUUGCAACUUUCAUUGCACAGAAGGAAGUGGCUCGCCAAGAAAUGGAGCAAUACUUGCAAGAGAAGUUGAAUGAUCAGGUGGCCGGACGAGUACUACUCAGACAGGCAGGGCUUACCGAAUUUCAGCGGGAACUUCUGGCCCUGAAGGAUCUGAGCCCCCUUCUCACUUUCCAACAAGUGGCCAGCCUACUUCGUCCUCUCGACCGGCCGGAUAUGAUAGCUCAGGCGGCAAACGCAGCACUUGGAAGCCAGGCCGCCAAGCACUAUCCCGUCAUCCGAGAAGAAGAAGGAGGCGAAGAGGACGGCGAGGACUACGACGGGGACAACGGUGACUACGGGGAGGAGGACGAGGACUUCGAUGACGAGCUUCAGGAAGCACCGGAUGAGGAAUCGCUCUGGUUCGAGGACAAGGAGUAUGACGAGGAAGAGGCACGCUACAUCCAAGCGUACCACUCGGCAUACCAGGACAAGGACAACGCGGCAAGUCAAAGGGCCGCGGACACUCUGGUGCAGGAGCUCGGUCAUUUUGCUCGAGAUUGUCCCCUAGUACAGAGCAACGGCAAGGGCAAAGGGGCUUCCUCGAAAGCUGGCAAGGCCGCCGGCAGCUUCAUUGUGUGCCGUGGCAUUGGGGCGACGACAACCACUUCCACCUUUGUCACAUCAAGGACAUCCCUGCAGGUGUUUGCAGGAGUUUCAGUACGCAGUGGAUGUGCCUUGGUGGAUACCGCGGCCGAGGACGCGGUGGUCGGCACCAACGCCCUGGAGGCAAUGCGUCGGGAGCUUCUUCGUUAUGGCUUGCAGCCUAAGAUGAUCGAGGAGCGGUGCACUCCGUGCGCCGGCAUCGGAGGAGCGGCGAAAUCCGUCGGUAUCAUAGACAUCCCUACGUCUGUUGCCGGCGUCCUUGGCUUAGUGCGCUUCACCAUCCUGGAAGACUCCAAGGAUUUCGAGACGCCGCCCCUGUUGCCCAUCUCCUACUUGGAAGCCAUCAAAGCCAUCAUAGACCUCGACAAGGGCGAAGUUCGACUUCCCAACGGACAAGCGACACCCAUGACCCGUUUGUCCUCGGGUCAUCGUUCGGUCGACAUCAUGAACUUCGGCCACACCCCGUGGGAGCUCCCGGCUGAGCUGUGUGACUCUGAAGGUCGUGAUCCCUUUCGCGUGCCCGUCAUCGCCACAACAAUUUCGGGAGGCAGUGACCGCGAGGAGACCGAUGCUCAGAGUGGCGAUGCAGCUCAGGGUGUUCAGGGUAUAGGUCAGCGUUUUCAACUACGCGAUGCCGUCAAUGACCUGGCUCACGACAAGGCCACCCGGGAGCACUUCAGCUACAAGGACAUGGAGCAGGUGUUGGCCAAGAUUCCGGAGCACUGGCGCCCCAAGGCCAGAGCAGUGAUGCAGCCGACUGGGCCCAAACCGGGUCGCAUAAUGCUGGGACUUUAUGCUCAUGGCAAGUUCAAGGGCAUCUCCAAUGACACGAAGGAGUACACGGAGCUGUGCAAGUAUGUGAACAGCUGGAUAAAGUCCAAAGCCGAUGAGUCGUUCACAUGGACCUCGGUCAGUAUCAACAUGCAGACGGGCUCCGAGGUGCACAUGGAUGCACACAAUGACGGCUCUUCAGAGAACGUCACAUGCUCUUUCGGCAAGUUCUCCCAAGGGGAGCUGUGGUUGGAGAUUGAGCCGAAACAGGUUGCCAGCUGCCAAAAGGUCGCAUGGAGACUCAAGCGCGGUGUUCGCACUCCGGGAAGAUUAGUUAACACGUUCCACAGAAUGUACAAGUUCAACCCCAAAACCUACCAUGCCACGAUGCCUUGGACUGGGUCUAGACUAUCCAUCGUGGCCUUUACUGCACGUUCGAUUAGUCGCCUCGCACUCGUGAUCAUGACCAGCCUAGCGGCUCGCGCUGGGCAGAUGGCGGCGGCGGAAGCAGCGGACAUCCCGCUGGACUCCAAGAAGAUGAGCACAACAAAGCGCUUGGCAGCGUGGAAGCGGAUCACCCUGGCGGUGAUACAAAUCCUGAUGACGGCAAGAUCGCAAAUGGUGGUGGACUACAUCGUGACGAAGGGCAGCCAAGCGAUCGACGAGGACCCGGAGGACCACCAGCAGCCACCUACGAAGAGCAAGCAGUACAAGAAGCCCAGUUCGAUGGCACAAGGAAUCGGCAAACAGCUGAACAAGUCCAAUGCACAUCGAAAGUUCCUGGUGCAGGUGGGCCAAUGUCAACAUCCCAGCGACGCUCUUCGGUGCCGUGGCAAUCAACGGGCGAAGUGGUGGACAUGCACACAUUGCGGAGCACGGUGGUCCCGACCCGAGGAAGUUCCAGCGUCAUCGGCCGUCACGAGGGACCCAGUGGUGGUGAAAGACGAAGCGCCGAAAAUCCCAACGAACCGGCAGGGAUAUCCGAGUUAUCUCCCUCCUCCAAAGGGAAAGCCGGAGCAGGGACCUCGGGAAGUGCGGAUGGACCAGGGGCGCAUGGUGACAGUGCGGCACCAACCCGAUGCCGAACAGUGCAUUGGUCCCAAAUCUUCUUCGGCAGCUCCGAGGACAACUACGGCACCUCCCCGAGGCAGGUUCGAGCUCAACUCCGAGGACAACUGGGAGGACGUGGACAUGCCCAACCCCAACGACUUCGAGGCCAAGAAGUUGGUUAAGUCCUUAGACGAAAGGGGAUGGGUGUUGAAGACACUGUUGAUCAUGGUGUCAAUGGCUCAAUGGCAAGGUGGAGCCGAACUACAAGUUCUGGGAAUGCCCCGAGACUCAGGGCACUGGAGCGAAGAGACACAGCAAUGGAUGUGGGAGCACGAGAUUCAGAAAAACCAAGAGACUUCAUCUACGGGAUCCAGACGAGCAGAUAGGUUAGAAUAUGUCAACAAUGAGAUGCAGAAAAACCGAGAGACUUCAUCUACGGGAUCCACGUGGUGUUAUGUUUUUCCCAUAGGACAGAUGCAGCGUGACUGGCUGGGGGAUCUAGAUGGACGACAGUCACUACUUGAUCGACAGCAAGUAAAGCGCUUGGUUCAAGGCGUGACACAGCCAGCUACCGAAGCAUCUAUCUCCAGGAGCUCGGAUCUCAAGCAACAUCCCAGAGGUCAAGGAGGGACAAUCAGCAGCGCAAUAGACAUGACGAGCGCCUGGGAUUUCGGGGUGGCUCAUCAUCGUCGAGAAGCACUACAACUCAUCAGCGCAUCUCGUCCCGCGUUGGUGAUGCUAGGUUCCGAUGGGGAAGAGACGCGAGAGGAAAGUUCGAAGCGGCAUAUGGCGUUCAUGGUGCAACUCGCCAAACUCCAAAUGGAUGCUGGACGCGGCUUCAUCCUGGAGCCACCUAUUUCGUCCAAAGGACGGACCGCCUCAGAUGCUUUACGCGUGCUGCAACAACAGCCAGAAGUGUUGUCCCUCGACAUUGAGUACAGCAUCAGUCCAUCGGGCAGCGCCAAAGCCCGAAAGUCAGUCCUCCUCACCAACUUGGAGAGUGUGAUUAACCGGCUUGCGAAACAAGCUGACAAACACGUCAUGCACUACGAGCUCAAAGCACGAGAGCUACCAAUUUUUCAACAAGUUCUUUUCACAGGUCUGCGGAGGCACCUGCAAGUUCAUCACUUUCCUGUUUUCGAAUGCCCCGACCACUGGCAGUGGCAUCCAGGUGAACUUCGGUGCCUACACUUUUCUCCGAGGCAGACACUAUGCACACCUUCCGAGUGCAAAAUCUUUGAUGUUUCACGUACCCACUUCACGGGGAAGCGCACAUCGACACAACAAUUUGUGGUCGGUGGCUCGCGCAUCAUUGAGGAUGAUUGGACAGUGGCUGGACCUCAACCCGGGCAUCAACCCUGGACCGGCCACACCAGCUUCGCCGUGAGUGUGGAGAUCAUCUUGCCGGCCGCAUGGCGCACGUUGGCCACCCAGAUGGCCAAAUCUGCGGCCCACGACCUCUAUACCUAUCAGCGUGACGAGGUCGCAUUCCAAACGGAAUGGGUCACUAUGGCUUUUCCUUCGCAGAAAAUCUUGGGGGAACGAGCCAAGUCUUCGAGGGCAUCGUCCUCGACCGAAUUCGAAGAUUUUGACUUUGACGAGUUCAUCAACAAUGUGCCCACGGCGACUCUGGACAACAACGACAAACUCGCCAGUUCUCAGGAAAAGCCACCAGAACUUCGUGAAGAAGAUGAACAACAAGUGGCUCAAGAGCUACGAGAACUAAACAUCAACGAGCAAGGCCACGACGAGGACGGGGAGUACCUUCUCAAGCCAGAUCUAAGGAGAGAGUUGUAUCGACUACAUCGGAAUUUAGGACACCCCGACCUCAAGAGCUUCGUUCGAGCACUACGUCAUGCAGGGAUUCGUCCGGAGAUCAUUCGCUGGACCAAAAGAUCCUUCACGUGCCCAAUCUGCGAGGGCCGGAAGAAGCCCAAACUACAGAGGCCAGCUCAUCUGACGAGGCAGAUGGGAUUCAAUGAGGUUGUUGGAAUGGAUCUGUUUUACAUGCGCAGACAGCCAUGGCUAAAUGUGCUAUGCUGGGGCACCCUGUAUCAAUGGACCGAAAGACUACCGGACAAGUCUGCAGAAACAGUGGCAAAAGCAUUUAUGAAGUCGUGGUGCGCACACUACGGCGCGCCACAAAUGCUCGUCGUGGACCAAGGAGGAGAGUUUACCGGCCGGUGGUUUGUGGACGUCAUCUCCGACGCCGGCAUCCUCCUCCACUAUGCCGACGUAAACAGCCCUUGGCAGAAUGCUAGGACAGAGAGAGCAGGCGGAGUGUUCAAGGACAAGCUGGAAACAGUAUGUCAGGAAGCUGCCGUCACAACCGAUGACGAGCUCCUCAUCGCGGCCAACGAGACUUUAUGGACUCGGAAUCAAUAUCUUGAUCGGUCCGGGUUCAGUCCUCAUCAGCGAGUUUUCGGAUCCAGCUUGAGGCCCCCCAUGCACCUCUUGUCCGACGACGUCAUUGCCAAGGAGUUGCUGCAGGACCCCCAGACUGACGUUAUGCAGCGCACGCUUCAAAUCCGGGAGAUUGCGGCAAAGGAGUGGAUGAAAACUCAGGACCGCGAGGCUGUGAACCGAGCGACGAGGGCCAACACCAGGACCAGCGACAUUAAUCCCAUAUCAACCGGGGACGUGGUGUACGUAUGGAGAGACACCGCAGACUUCGUCGGCUGGUCCGGGCCAGGCAAAGUCAUCGCUGAGAGCGAAAAUGGGCGGUCGCUCUGGAUAAGUCUACGAGGAUACCUCAUCAAGGCCUCUCGUGAACAAGUUCGUGGAGCCACGCGAGAGGAGCGACAAGGCGCCGAGAUAUCCCAGCUCAUUUCUCCCGAGAUGUUAGACAAAAUGGAAUCCGGAAAGCUCAAGAACUACACCGACAUUGAAGAUGAAGGAGCGCCCAAAGACACCGAGAUGCCAGGUGACAGUCGAGAAAACCAGCCCGCCGAGAACAUCCUGGAGCCGAUUCCCGAGGAGCUCGACGAGCCGAUGCCGGAGCACGAGCCGAUCCUCGCCGAGCCCGCGACGGAGAACGUCGAUCUGGUUGCGGACGCGAGCACUCGGGCACCAUCUAAGGCAUCGGGAGAGGGAACGCCUACGUUGAGCACUCCCGCCCCAUCUCGCCGGGCGAGUAUACAAGUCGACGAGGCCUCCGGUGGAACGAUGCCAUUCAAUCCAGUUCGCCGGAGCGAGAGCCAAGAACAUCGACCAAUGCCAUACCCGUUUUCGGCAACCCCACGACCUUGGCCGACGCCGGAGACAAGGACUACGUUUCUGGAAAUGGCCGAGGACUCCCCGAACAACACGGAUGGCCGCAAAUACUGGCGGAACAAAGUGCGAGACCGGUGGGAACCGGUCGCGGCCUCUCAAGAAACCUUUGUCGCCGAGCAAGGGGUGGUAACGUACAGCCAUCACGACAAGCGUUUCUACAUGGCGAAGAAGAAGGAAUCGCCUGGACAGGUGCAGUUCAAUCGGCUGAGCAAAGAUGAACAAGGCAAGUUCCAGAAAUCGAGGAACAAGGAAGUGGCCUCGUUGAUUGAGAGUGGGGCCAUCACCAUCCUAUCGCUCGAGGAAAGCCGAAAGUUCAAAGCUCAGAAUCCCGAUCAUGUGAUUCCAAGCCGAUUUGUAGAUCGGUACAAGCCCACGGAGGAGUUCUCCGUGCUGCCCGACAACUUCGACGGACACAAGCUAUCCGCCAAGGAGGCGGAGAAGGUGGCACCAAAAUCAAGGUGGUGCGUCAUAGGAUGGCGCGACCCGCUCAUCAACGACAUCGAGCGGUCAGCUCCGACGCCGUUGACUCAGUCAAUGUAUCAGUUCCUACAGCUGUCGGCGACGAGGAGUUGGCCGGGAACGGUCAAAGAUGCUCGUACAGCGUUUCUACAAGGGCGUCCCACCACAAGAGCGCAGAAGCUGGCAUGCAUAAUGCCAUCGGACGGCAUCUUCGAAGGGUGUCACCCUGAGCGGCUGAUCCUGUUGAACGGCGAAGUAUACGGCCUGGUGAGCGGUCCGGCUUGGUGGAGACGAUCGCUGCUGGAAGUAUUGGUCAAACAACUUGGCUACCGCAUCAAUGCCUACGACAGGUGUGUCCUCACGCUGGACAGCAAGGAAGGCGACGAGCAUCCCAAGCAGACGCAAGGGAUCAUAGUCAUCGAGGUUGACGACUUGCUGGAGGCCGGGGGCAAAAGACACCAGACCUUGAUGCGGCAGCUCGAGGAGCGGUUCAAGUUUGGCAAAAUCGUUCGAUUGCAAGACCAUCCAGAGGGCACGUCAUAUGCUGGCCGGAGAAUCAUCCAGGACAGCGACUACGGGUACCGUUACUCAAUGCACGACUACAUCAAACACAGGCUCAAGUUCGUGACGAUCAACCGUAAGGUGACGCAGAAAGCUGCAGACAAAACUUCGUGCACUCCUGAAGAAAUAUCCCAACUUCGGGGCGCUAUCGCUUCAAUCAACUGGGUAGCUCGUGAGGGCAGGCCCGAUGUAUCUGCAGCAGCUUCCAUCUAUGCUGGUUGCGUGGCAUCCCCCACAGUCGCUCAAGCAUGGGCCAUCAACGACGUGAUCGGACACCUCAAGAAGCACGCCAUCACGCUGAGAGUACACCCUAUACGGGAGCAAGAAGUGAGACAUGUGCUCAUCUCCGACUCCGCCUUCGACAAGUCCAGAAAGGAGAAGUCUCAGCAUGGAUGGCUUCAAGGCAUGACCACCCCGUUGUUGAAUCAAGGACAUGAAGCUCCAGUAUCUCUCAUUGCCUGGAAGUCGCGGAGGCUGCGCCGUAAGGCUGGGAAUACGCUACUCUGUGAAAGCAUAUCGCUCUCUACGGCGUUGGGUGCCAUGGAGAAACAGGUGGCUUUCUGGAAGAGCAUUUGCAACAGCCACUUCAACCCGCGCGACAUGGCAGUGGACAUUGAGGUAGAGCUUGGACUGCGAGGAUCAGCAACGGUGGUGGCCGAGGAAAGCAACGAGUACAAGGACCCCGAGGUUGUCGCCAUUGCGGACGCAAAGAGUUUGUUCGACACGGUCAAGAAUGAGCAAGCGCAAGGCGAAGAUGACCGCUCAGCGCUAGAAGUAGCGAUAAUUCAGGAAUCGCUUGCCAAACUUCGAGGUCGAAUCCGGUGGGUGCCUCACAACUUCAAUCCGGCUGUUGGUGGAGGCGGCUACUCGCUGAAGCGGGCCCUCUUCAACCCGGAGAGCUACGCCAACUCCGAGGGUGGGAUGCUGGCGGCCUUCGGAAGCCUCUUCCAGAACGGGAAGACCAGGAUCUUCACCUACCCGAGCGUCGAUGAGGGAGGCAACGUGACCGCUGCGUCGGUGCCGUCCGAUGACGAGCAGAAGCUCUACGAGUACUUGGAGUCGAAAGGCUACAUCCAGCCGCUCACCUCCGCCUACCUCAGUCGCGAGGCCAGGGACCCCGAGACGAACCAAGCCUUCACCAUGGGGGCUGCCGAGGUUGGCGAGCUGAUCCAGAAGGAUGCAUCGAACUCCGAUUGGGAAAAAUUCGUCCCGGCCGGUGUGGCGAGCACCUGCAAAUCGCACAGGUGGUUUGACCGGCUAACAUCGGGGAAGACGCUGUCGAUAGAGGCGUACAAGGUCUUGAACGACCUCUGA
Symbiodinium sp. CCMP2456 is the source of this 11226-nucleotide messenger RNA. Lineage: Eukaryota; Dinophyceae; Suessiales; Symbiodiniaceae. The record is from the annotation of a GenBank genome assembly.